Hypomesus transpacificus is the source of this 2618-nucleotide messenger RNA. It is a transcript of the gene sgk3, whose product is annotated as serum/glucocorticoid regulated kinase family member 3. Bases 335 to 1795 code for a protein of 486 amino acids. NCBI's taxonomy places the organism in Eukaryota, Metazoa, Chordata, Actinopteri, Osmeriformes, Osmeridae. The transcript is spliced from 17 exons. Gene Ontology annotation, molecular function: protein serine/threonine kinase activity; ATP binding; phosphatidylinositol binding. Gene Ontology annotation, biological process: protein phosphorylation. The record is from RefSeq and is a predicted model, not a curated record.
UGUUUCGGUUUUUCCUGCUUUGCACUGCCACUUGUCAGAAGACCGUGGUGGUAGAAAGUACAGACUGUGACUUUUGAAAACAUAACACAUUACUCUAGUUAGAAGGCUGGAUUUGUUUCAUUUUUGCAACCAACGUUCAUUAUUCUUUCAUACCAACACCUUAUUGGAUCUAAUUGGAUGAGAAACCCAACAACAUUCAAGCAGUGAAUCAGGAUGGGGAAGGGUCAGCUGUUGACCUGAAGUGUUUCUUGGUCCCUCUGAAGGUUGCACUUCAAAACUUGAUCUCUGACCAACAUCUCAACCCCCCCCCCCCCGUCGUCGUCGUGGCGUCAGGAUGGAGGAGCAGUCCAGUUGCCCAAACGUCAGCAUCCCCUGCUACAACGAGCAGAGGGACAAGAAGAAACGCUACACCGUAUACAAAGUGAUGGUCAGCGUUGGAAGACAUGAGUGGUUUGUCUUUAGACGGUAUGCUGAGUUUGACAAGCUCUACAAUACGCUGCGGAAACAGUUUCCAUCAUUAAACUUGAAAAUCCCUGCUAAGAGAAUAUUCGGAGAUAAUUUUGAUCCAGAGUUUAUUAAGCAACGAAGAACAGGGUUACACGAGUUCAUCCAGAGACUUGUCUCCCACACUCAACUCAGCAACCACCCUGAUGUCAGAGCGUUCCUGCAGAUGGACAAAUCACAGAACUUCUCUGAUGCUUCUGAGGAUGAGGAUGACAAGAACAGCUCUGGCUCCAGAAAUAUUAACCUGGGACCAUCUGGAAAUCCACAGGCGAAACCCACAGACUUUGACUUCCUGAAAGUCAUAGGCAAAGGGAGCUUUGGAAAGGUUCUUCUGGCUAAACGGACCCUGGACGGGAAGUAUUACGCAAUCAAGGUCCUGCAGAAAAGAGUCAUUCUCAACAGGAGAGAGCAAAAACACAUCAUGGCCGAGCGCAACGUGCUGCUGAAGAACGUGAGACACCCCUUCCUAGUCGGGCUUCAUUAUUCCUUUCAGACGACAGACAAGCUGUACUUUGUCUUGGAUUUUGUCAAUGGUGGAGAACUUUUCUUUCAUCUUCAAAAAGAGCGGACUUUCACAGAACCCAGGGUGAAAUUCUACAUUGCUGAAAUGGCCAGUGCACUGGGAUACCUGCAUUCACUUGACAUUGUUUACAGGGAUUUGAAGCCAGAAAAUAUCCUUCUUGACUUUGAAGGACACAUUGUGUUGACAGACUUUGGUCUGUGCAAGGAGGGCAUCUCCCAAGCCGAGACCACAUCCACCUUCUGCGGGACACCCGAGUAUCUGGCUCCAGAGGUACUGAGGAAGCAGCCGUAUGAUAACACCGUGGACUGGUGGUGUUUGGGCUCGGUGCUGUAUGAGAUGCUUUUUGGCCUGCCGCCAUUCUAUAGCAGAGAUACACACGAGAUGUACGAUAACAUCCUCCACAAGCCUCUGUUGAUGCGCCCUGGGGCUUCAAACACCGCUUGGUCCCUGCUACAGGCCCUGCUAGAGAAGGAUGGUGCCAAGAGACUGGGCUCCAGAGAUGACUUUAUUGAGAUCAAAGCGCAUGACUUCUUUUUUUCCAUCAACUGGGACGACCUGGAACAGAGGAAGAUUCCACCUCCCUUCACACCCAACGUGAAUUCUCCUUAUGACAUUACAAACUUUGAUCCAGAGUUCACGGAUGAAACUGUUCCAAACUCAGUUUGCCACUCUACUGACUAUUCCAUAGUCAAUGCCAGCGUCAUGGAGGCCGACGAUGCAUUCCUGGGAUUCUCUUAUGCCCCGCCUUCAGAUGACUCAUUCUUGUAAAACACACGGUUCCAGCGAUCUAUCACCUUGCCUUAUCCUGUCUUGAUUCGUUUGAAUAAAAGGGAAGAAUUCAUCAUGUGGAUGAACCCAUUAUGAGAAGCCAAAGCAAGAAUUUAAGAUGAGUUCGCAUUUGAUGGGUGAUUUUGGGUGUCCAGUAACCUUUAUUUUUACCUUAUUCUAUUUAUAUAACAGAUUCUAUUUUUAAGAAAUGUGUGCCAUCAUUCGUGAUAUGCAUUUUGGUUUCCGCUCCCUUGUUUAUCCUGGAAAAACUGACCCAAAAUGUAUUUAUUGAUAACAGAAAAAUGAGCUAAUGCUUAUAAAAGAACAUUCCUCUUUGCAGUAGACAAGGUUUACAAAGUUGUGUACUUCAAAAGUUGAACUAAAAACACUGAAACGUUAUUAUUUUCCUCAUUUGCCCAGAAUUAUAAUAUGUGGACUAGUUCUGUUUUCCCACUACGAUCAUUGAUUCAACUUUCAGUGGUGAAUUAGUGUCUUUUGCUGGGGAGUUGAAAUUGGAAAUACUUGAGGUCACUUACAAUCGCCAUAUGUCGACAGGUCAUUUUAAUGCGUCUAUACUUUGUGAUACAGAUUUUCUGUAUGGUUAUGUCAGAAAAAAAUGUUUGCAUAUUUGUUAGUUUUCCUGCAUGUAUAUUUGCUUAUUCUCUCUCGUGCCUUAAUUAACACAAAUAUAGUUUUAACAGAAAAACUUAAAAUGUAUCUUUUACAGACUCCACUCAACUGUAUAAUGCCCCGGCUCAACAUUGUAUCAGUACUGUACUGUAAAAUAAAAGCAAAAAUAUAAAUUCGUUGAACUUUGAACAAA